Molecule: messenger RNA, 411 nt
Organism: Botrytis sinoallii
Lineage: Eukaryota; Fungi; Ascomycota; Leotiomycetes; Helotiales; Sclerotiniaceae
Exons: 3
Coding region: 1-411 (136 amino acids)
Source: RefSeq, a predicted model, not a curated record
AUGAGUCCUCCCGUAUCAAUUGCCCCUCAACCAAAUGUUCCAGUCCACUAUGUCAAAUCAGAGACAGGGGAGGUCAUCACAUUGGGAAAUGUCAAAUUGAGAGUUUUAGAAGAUGGGAGUAGGACUGUAAUAACCUUCCAGGUGCCCGCCAAUCCCUCAACCGGCGAAUCCGAGAAGAGAAUCGAUGCAGGAGUAGGUGAUUAUGUGGUUGUGCCUCCCAGAGCUCCUCACACAUUUAGCAAUGAGACGGAUGAGGAGGCGAAAUUUGUUAAUACUUUUACUCCGGCAUUCUACAUCCAUUACUUCAAACUCCUAGCUAAGAUGAUGGAAGAAGGAAAAGAGUUGACCCCGGAGAUUAAUAUGGCAGCUAUGGCUUAUUAUGCUACGAUUCCCGUGCCAAGGAGGAACUGA